GGAAUGUUUUACUGAGCGAUAAUGGCAGUUUGUGUCUAAGUUAUGUUUUUUUUAAAACUUGUUCAUUUCAUGUUGAAGAGAGAUGAACAUUGACAUAUGUUUGGAAGAUGUUAUUGCUUUCAACAGCAAAAUCAAAUGCUUAUUAGUGAUUUGAACAUAUCUUAAUUAUAUUUAAUGCAAAAGUAUAAGGCAGAUCACGUAUGCUUAAUGAAUAAAUACACAAAAGUCAACGUCGUUGGUCGAGGAGCUUUCGGUGUCGUUCAUCUAUGCGAAAGAAAAAAUGAUAAAGAAAAAGUGAUCAUCAAGCAAAUUACUGUUGAUCAGAUGACGAAAGAAGAGAGGCAACUAGCCGUUACAGAAGUCACAGUCUUAUCAAUGCUUUCCCAUCCAAACAUUAUACAGUUAUUUGAAAAUUUCUUAGAAGAUAAAGCAUUAAUGAUUGUAAUGGAAUAUGCAGAAGGAGGAACUCUUAAUGAUUAUUUGCAAUCUCAAAAAGAGGAGUUGAUUGAGGAGACUAAAGUUCUUCAGUUUUUUGCUCAAAUUCUCUUAGCUAUCCAACAUAUACAUUCCAGACAAAUUUUACAUAGAGAUUUGAAAACUCAGAAUAUCUUCUUGGAUAAAAAUAAAGAUAUAAUAAAAGUUGGAGAUUUCGGUAUAUCAAAGAUUCUUGAUAGUAAAAGUAAAGCUGUGUCCGUUGUUGGGACACCUUGCUAUAUAAGUCCUGAGUUAUGCAAGGGUCAACCUUAUAAUCAAAAAAGUGACGUUUGGGCUGUUGGCUGUAUCUUGUAUGAAAUGUUAACGCUAAAGAGGGCGUUUCAUGCUGAAAAUCUACCAGCAUUAUUGGAUAAUUCUAUUAGCGAUAAAUACAGCGAUGAAUUGAAGGAGAUUGCCAAUCGUAUGCUGGAACAGUCAGCUGAAAAAAGAGCCACAAUUUACCAAAUUAUGGCUGAACCUUUAAUAUUGAUUGCUCUAUUAGAUGUUUCUUGCGAUUUAGGUAGUAUUGACAGUCCAAAUAUUAUACCAGCUCCAACGAGAAAUUUGACCUCUAAUGAAAUAAGCAUUUCUGGUGGCACUUCUCAACAACCAAACAAUUCGUGCUUAGUUUAUUGGUGGGGUAAUGGGGUUUGUCAGCCCGCCGUUUUACCUUUACCAUCCAAUGAUACUCUUUUGACUCAAAUUUGCAUCGGAAGAACGCAAAAGGCCGCUGUAACCUCGACCGGGAAGCUUUUUGUUUGGGAAGAAUGUGGAGAGAGAUCCUAUAUCCCUCGACUGGUUGAUGGUGAAUCAGCUGUUUGUAUCAAAAGUGUGGCCUGUGGUGAUCUAUUCAUGGCAUUUUUAACCGAUAGAGGAUUACUAAUGACCUCUGGGGGCGGAGCUUCAGGGUGUUUGGGACAUAAUGACUAUAGAGAUGUUGAACAAGCCAAAAUUGUUCAAAGUCUUCUAGGAUCCGAAGUUAUUCAUAUUGCCUGUGGGUCCAAUCACUGUGUUGCAGUAACGAGUGAUAAUGAAGUUUAUUGUUGGGGAAGGUCAGAUAACGGAAGGUUAGGAUUAAGAAGAACAUCAUCAGUAAAUAAACCUUUAUUGGCAGCAAUCUCUCCUAGUUACAAGCCUAUUCAAGCAUUUUGCUCCAGUGAUUGUUCUGUAUUACUAACUGAUGAUGGUUCAAUAUUAGCUACAGGGAGUAAUCGUCAUAAUAAACUUUGUUUAGAUACGUUAUAUGGUGACAAGGUAGACGAAUCAUAUUGCUUUCGAGAGCAGGAAACGCUAAAAGAAAUGAAAAUCAAAACUUUGGACGUCGGCCCCACUCAUUCGGCUUUCGUCUCUGAAGAUGGAUAUUGUUAUAUGAUUGGAUCAAAUAAUUUUGGUCAAUUAGGAACGGGAUCAUUUGGACAUAGUGACCGUCUGCCCUACAAGAUAACGAGCAUCGAUCGAGUUUGUUAUGUUGCCUGUGGUGAUGCUUUCACAGUGGCAGCUGUUGAAGGCCAUCAUAAAGUUUUUACUUGGGGAAAACAAAGCAGAGGAAGGUUGGGUCGUGAAGACAAUAAUGACUCUUUAAAGCCAUCGUCAGUCGAUUUUCCUCUCUGUGGAGAUGAAGUUAGAGUUCAAAGUUUAUCGUCUGCCCACGGAUCAACCUUAAUAUGCUUAAAUCGAAAUCGGUCAACAUAA
Messenger RNA from Dimorphilus gyrociliatus, 2166 nucleotides. The record is from the annotation of a GenBank genome assembly. Lineage: Eukaryota; Metazoa; Annelida; Polychaeta; Dinophilidae.